Messenger RNA from Oldenlandia corymbosa var. corymbosa, 2753 nucleotides. Lineage: Eukaryota; Viridiplantae; Streptophyta; Magnoliopsida; Gentianales; Rubiaceae. The record is from the annotation of a GenBank genome assembly.
ACAAUAAUUAAGGUGCUUUUGCAUGGCAGACUCCAUUAAAUAGAAGUGACUGAUUUGUGUAGUACAAUAAUAGUUCUGUGUGUCCCUUCUGUCUUAAAAUAUUUUUCUGGAUUAUUAUACUAAAAAGGAAAACUAUUUUGAUAAAGCGAAUGCCAUUUCUGACCAUGUUUGGUAGAAUCUAACACGUCCAGUUAGAUUCACAAAUGUUUAGGACUGAGUAACUGUGUAUUACUCUGUCUCAAAUAAUUAUGUAGUUUAAGUUUUUAUUUUUUAUAUAAUUUGUAUUUCUUUUGUCCUAAAAUCAUUAUCCAGUUUACCACUUUUACUUUUAGUUCAUUUUGUACUAAAAAUAAAAAUAUUAAAUGGACAAUAAUUUUGGAGUCGGAUGGAGUAUUAAAUGACAAAAAGUCUAAACUGAAUAACACGGUGAACAUAAUGGGUUGAGUUGAUAUAAUCUUCACAAAGUAGAUAACUAAUCAAAUAAACAGAACUUAUGUUACAACUUACAAGUAAGAAGUGACUUGUGAUCCACUUUCUUCCGAAUGAAUUCGAGCCCAUAAGUCUGGAUCAGGGCCCAUCUGUUUGCUGGGCUUUCGUAGAGCAACAUAUGAAAACUCGCAACGCCUAAUCUUUCUAGUGGCCCGCUUUCACACGUUUCCCUCGCGCUUUCAGGUGAAAAAUCAUGGUUUUUGCCUACCAGAUUUCCGGCGACUAAAUCACCCACGGAGAUCCAGAGUGUCUCCACAAGAUUUCUUCACAGUGAAAGCAUAGGAGGAUUCUAUGGCUUCUUCAAAUUGGGUCCCUGUGAUUCUCCUAUUUGUAUUUUCAUAUACCUCUGCAGAAGUCGUCAGAAAUGAAGGAAGAGGAGAGGUUGGGAAAGGGUAUACAAAUCAACUUGGGGGCAGAGCUUUAAUGGGUUUUAAGGAGACCCCUAGUGGAGGAAAUAUUACCUAUGAAUGCUCACCUUCAGGACCCUGUAUCCCCUGUGCUUAUUCUGAAAAGAAUGAUGAAAAAUAUCGCUGCAGCGAAACUGGAUACCGCAUACCUUUGAAAUGUGUCGCAAUUGAAUCUGGAUCGAAGGAGGUAAAAGGCAAAAAAGAACCGAAGGGCCGAUCUACCUUGGAAAGCAUACAUUGCGAGGUUAAUCUGCUUGUAAAAUCAAAUGCUGCUGAAGGACAUGCUUCCUCUUUAACACGAAGGCAUCUGCUUGACGAGUCAUCUGGGUCAGAGGAUGGCAAACAAGCUUAUAUUACUUACAGAAGUUGUAUACCUGCAGUUAAUGAAGAAAGGUUUUCUGUCAUUGGUUUUGAGGUAAGUUAAAUGUAGUUUUCUUAAUUGGAAUAAUUGGACAUUACUCUGUAUGUUCUUCUUUUGAAAUCAGGUAAUGGCCGUGCUUGAUUCCUUAUAACAUUCUUGGAAAUUUCUUGAUCAACCUAACCUAGGAUGCUAUAGACCUGAAGGUUUAGGCUUAUUGAAUCUUUGGUUGUGUCUGUGUUAAAAUCUCUCUGAUAAAGAUAUUAUUCCUGUAUAUUAUUAUCUCAGAGUUUUAUGUUCCUCCUCAAAUGGGGUCUUAUGCAUAAAAGACUGCGGUUUAGUCCGAUACCAGAUAUCCCCAGCUUAUUAUUACCAGUUAAUAGAUUCUGUAGUUUAGAAAUGUCUGACAAAGCCUAUCAUUUUACUUUUUUUAAUGAUAACUUGUGUUAAUAUAAGUUUUCAUUGUGUUAUGACUAUAUUGUAUGGCAUCUAUAAGAUUUUCUUUGUCUGGCAUCAAUCAGAAUGGUUUAUUUUCUCUUUCCUUGAUGUAUUGGUGUUACACAAAUGUAAUAUGCUGCUGUUAUUUUCAGGCGCUGAUGUUAGGUUUGCUGCUUCUGAGUGGUUCAGCCAUGUAUUAUAGACGGAAAAGAGUCAAUGUAGUACCAGCUGGAGCAGUGAGAAUACCUACUUCUAGGUUUUAAGGCCAUGGUUUCUGACUACUUUCAAUCUGCCCUCAUUUGAAUAGGGAUGAAUACCACCACAUUUUACAUUUUCAACAGCUAAUUUUGUAUAUUGUUGCCUCUUUUGUCCCGCUGUUUGUCCCGCCUAUACUUUCAGAUCACCAUUCCAUCCUUCGGUUAUUACAUUAUUACGGUAUUCUGAAGGGAUAUCAAGGCAUUACUUACAACCUGAAAUGCAGGCCCAAGCUAUUCGCAAGGAGAUUGUAAGUUGGAGUAGUUCACUGGUACAAAUUACUUUACUUUCUUAACCUCGGAGUUCGAGGUUUUCAACAUAGAAACUAGAAAGUGGACAGCUACACACUGUAACGUAGACUGCAUCUGCUCAAGGACAAUGAUUUUGGUAAUAUAGAUUCUUUUCAUUUGGUUGAUGGCUUCUCUUUUGUAAACAAUUGGAGAUUUCCGAGGCUUCGUCUCUGUUUUAGCUUACUCAACUUUGUUACUGUUGUGGAAGAAUUCCUUUGACGAAAAUAUCAAUGGGUGUACUAUUUACAUGGAGUACAAAUUGUCACAUAAACAUUCCAUGAUCGCUGUUAAAAGUUGUUGCAGACUGAACUUGAUGUUGUAGUGCUUUCAAUCCGGUCCAAAGAACUGUUCCUGUGAAAGGCACGUCCAUAUUCCUACAAUCUUACGCCAUUGUCUCUGUAGCGCAAAUCCGUCUUCUUCUUUUGUGUUUAGCCCAUUUUUCUUUUUCCUUAAUUGGAUUCGAUUAUCGUAUAAUGUAAAUUUGUGUUUUCUGAAAUCUACCACCUAUAACGCGAG